AUGGCCCCUUCUCACAACAGCCACCCAUCAACUAAAGCACUGCAUGCAGACGAUAUCCUGAAUCAAGUGUCUGAUGUCGCCCCUCCAAUCCACCUCUCAACAAUCUUCAGAUACCCUGAUGAUCCAGAACAGCUUGUACCAUCCGAAGAUCCCGUCGAUGAGUUCAACGGCAAGAACUACGUCUACUCCCGCGAGUUUGCACCAAACCCAACUCGCUUCGAAGCAGUACUCUCCUCCCUUAUAGGUGGUACGGCAGUGAGCUACUCAACCGGCCUUGCUGCACUUCAUGCUGCUCUGACACUGUUGAACCCGCGUCGCAUCUCCGUCGGCGAUGGUUACCACGGUAGCCACGAGGUCAUUGCAGUGGUCUCCCGUCUAUCGGGCCUGCAGAAGUUACCACUUGAUUGCCCAGCCGACAGUCUAAAUGCAGGUGACGUCAUUCUGCUCGAGACACCAGUCAAUCCUCUCGGAACAGCGUUCAGCAUCGAGGAAUAUGCCCUCAAAGCGCACUCUCGGGGUGCAUUCCUCGUGGUCGAUAGUACAUUUGCUCCUCCUGGAUUACAAGAUCCAUUCCUUUGGGGCGCAGAUAUAGUCAUGCAUUCUGGAUCGAAGUAUUUCGGCGGGCACAGCGAUCUUCUCUGUGGUGUCCUUGCGACAAAACGCGCUGAUUGGACCAAGCAACUCUUCGAAGAUAGAUUGGCCCUUGGGAGUGUGAUGGGAAAUAUGGAAAGUUGGCUUGGAAUCCGGAGUCUGCGUACCCUGGAGGUGCGGGUUCAGCGAGCGAGCCAGAAUUCGGCCAAGUUGAUCUCGUGGCUUGAUGAUGCUAUGAAGGUUGAUUCGCCUGCGGUUGGUAGCGAGGAUGCUGUAAUCCAAUCUGUCGUGCAGAAGAUCUACCAUGCCAGUAUGCAGGUGCAGGAUGAAUCGUGGUUGGAGAAGCAGAUGCCCAAUGGCUUUGGACCUGUCUUCUCCAUCGUCUUGCAUAAAGAGGACUUUGCGAAGCUUUUUCCAAGUAAGCUGAGUUACUUCCAACACGCAACCAGUCUGGGCGGUGUCGAGUCCUUGAUCGAGUGGCGAGCUCUAUCGGAUUCGAGGGUCGAUCGUAAGUUGUUGAGAGUCAGCGUUGGACUAGAGAACUGGGAGGAUCUGAAAGAUGACUUGUUCAAGGCUUUCAGUUCACUUUUGGCUUGA
Messenger RNA from Penicillium salamii, 1188 nucleotides. NCBI's taxonomy places the organism in Eukaryota, Fungi, Ascomycota, Eurotiomycetes, Eurotiales, Aspergillaceae. The record is from the annotation of a GenBank genome assembly.